Carica papaya (papaya) is the source of this 336-nucleotide messenger RNA. RefSeq lists its product as uncharacterized. The record is from RefSeq and is a predicted model, not a curated record. Lineage: Eukaryota; Viridiplantae; Streptophyta; Magnoliopsida; Brassicales; Caricaceae.
GAAAAACUACUCGUUCAAAUCUUUUCUCUAAUUUCAAAACACAAUGGCAGAUAACUCCUCCCAGAAGAUGAGCUUUCAGGCUGGAGAAGCCAAGGGCAGAACCCAGGAAAAGGCAAGCAACGUGAUGGAGAGGGCUGGAAAUGCUGCUCAGUCUGCCAAGGAAUCUGUUCAAGGGGCUGGUCAGCAGAUGAAGGCCAAAGCACAGGGAGCUUGUGAUGCUGUAAAGGAUGCAACUGGGAUGAACAAAAAUUAAAUUAAUUUCCUUUUUCUUGGAGUUUAUUAAUUAGUUUAAUGAGCAUCUCACAAUUAAAUAAUUUAUUUGUUUUUUAAAUGUAA